CGAACGUCCCCUUGGAUACUUCUCGGCGCGAGACGCGAGAGACAAGUAUUGGAAAGGGCAGUUGGCAGUUUUUGGCCUUUGCCCGUCGCGUUCCGCUUUCAUUAAUGGUCUCAAACUUUGCGAUUCGUUGAGAACGAUUUUUAAGCGUCAAUUUUUAUUUCUUUCCCCUCGACGAGUCUGCAGAGUUAAUAUAAGAUUGGAAGGGUCGGCGGCAGCAGUAUCGCUUGCAUGGCCAAUAUCAAUAUUUGGCCUCGCGCCGAAGUCUGAUAACGAUGACAGGAGCCGCGCGUAAUACUCGAUAACGGGACUAGCCGCGCCAUAAUGUGACGAGUGAGCGAGAUCGGGUGUACUUUUCGCGGAGUUCGCGCGAAUGCUACAAGAUUUACCUGCUGCUGCUACGUCUAAUUGUACGUUUUUCCCUCUUUUCAUCUUUACGUCGGGGACCUCGGAGCCUCGGAGAAAUGCAAACACAGGCAAAAUAAACCCAACAGCAUCUCAGUCGCCCUGGCUGGCUACUUCCAGCAAUCAAACCGAUCGGAUAUUGGAGGAGAAACGAGGUUCAAGGCUUGUUUCCGACAAUCGCAGCAAAUCGCACGAGCUGUGUUCUACGUGAAAUAAUGGAAGCUCUUUGCUCUUCUGCACUCACUCCAAAAACUGGCGUCACAACGUUUUACUUAUACCUAUGCAAAAAUAGCCCGAUUAAUAAUUAUUGCAAAUUGGAUUGAAACUUGCCUGCUACAGUAUAGAGAGCUCUCAAUAUAGGCGCGAGCCCCUACACUGCAUCGGAAAAACUCUUGAAUUUUUUCCGCUCGCCAGAUGCUGCAGCGGUGCGGCGCCAGUUGCUAGGCUAAUGGAGAAUCGCAGCAGUUCGACUCGUUUCGGCGCUGCGCGUCAUGUGAAAUACCGAUCGCGCGGUAAUCUCGAUUAUCGAAUUAAUCACUAUAUACGCGCGCGUUUUCACGAGUCGUUGACUCUCUAGUAUCAGCGGACUCGUUGAUCGAUCGAGCGAGGGAAAAUGGGAGAGAAAGGAGAAAGAGCAGCUCGCCAAUCGAAUUUCCUCCUGCAUUUGUCCGGACGGGAAUCGCGCACUUUCUGGCACCGAUACACAUCAGUGAGACGAUCGUUCACGGCUCGCAAUCGAAUUCGACAAUGGAGACGGCCCCCUAAAGCUUCUUCUCUGCUUCUCUUGCAGGACAUCGAUUACGAGGGCUUCAGAAAGUUUCUGGACACCUACCUCGACGUCACGACGCCCGACGAGCUGUCCCGGCAUCUCUUCCUCUCGUUCGUCAAGAGGGGCCCUCGCGGCGUCGACGGCAGGGCCUUCAAGGAGAUGGCGGUGCUCUCGUCGACGACGGCCUGCGCGGCGAUAACUUCGCACACGACCUCGAGCAGCAACGUCAACAGCACGGGGAUGGGCUCGGGCGCAGCCGGCGGCGCCGAGAGCCACGGCUCCUCGCUCGCCGACAAGAUUCACGGGCUCACGGAGAAGCUGCAGGCGCUCGGGCACCACAGGACCGACAGCGAGGCUUCCUCCAGGAUGCGCACCGGAAGUGUUCACCCGAUGCUCCUAGUGACGCACACGUCCUACAGCUGUCACGACGUGCUGGAGAAGAAGAGCACCGACAGCAGCCCCAGCCACAGCCAGAUGUCGCGCAACUCCUCGCGCAAGUCCAACAACUCGCUGCUCGUCAACAACGGGAAAUUGGAAGGCUGCGCCGAUCGACGUCUGCUUCCAGAGAUGAGACACCUGGUGAGGAAGCAGAGCACGAUAGACGUCCACUCGGUUAAAGUCAGCCUGAAGGACAUCGUUUGUUAUUUAUCGCUCCUGGAGGCUGGCAGGCCCGAAGAUAAAUUGGAGUUUAUGUUCCGGCUCUACGACACCGACGGAAAUGGAGUCCUCGACACGAACGAGAUGGACUGCAUCGUCAACCAGAUGAUGAACGUCGCCGAGUACCUCGGGUGGGACGUCUCGGAGCUUAAGCCGAUUCUGCAAGACAUGAUGAUCGAGAUCGACUACGACGCGGACGGCACGGUCUCGCUGGAGGAGUGGAAGCGAGGGGGUCUCACGACGAUCCCGCUGCUGGUGCUCCUGGGGCUGGACUCCAACGUCAAGGAGGACGGCAACCACCUCUGGAGGCUCAAGCACUUCAGCAAGCCCGCCUACUGCAAUCUCUGCCUCAACAUGCUCGUGGGCCUGGGCAAGAAAGGUCUUUGCUGCGUUUUCUGCAAGUACACGGUGCACGAGCGGUGCGUUCAGCGGGCGCCUGCCUCCUGCAUCGCCACCUACGUCAAGAGCAAAAAGACCUCGCAGGCGAUGGCCCACCACUGGGUGGAGGGCAACUGCCACGGCAAGUGUUCCAAGUGCAGGAAAACGAUCAAGAGCUACAACGGCAUCACCGGUCUUCACUGCAGGUGGUGUCAACUGACGCUGCACAACAAGUGCGUCUCGCAAGUGCGCGCCGAGUGCACCAUGGGCGAGCACGCGGUUCACAUACUGCCGCCCACGGCCAUCUGUCCCGUGGUACUGGACCGGCAAAGGUCGCUGUCGCGCGACAGCAAACGAGGCAGCAAGCACGGCCAGGACUCCUCGUCCGUCAGCUCCGGAGGCUACCUGUCGACCGGCCCGUCGGCGCAGCAGCCGGCCAUGUCCUUUCAGAUAACGCCGCUGCCGAACACGACGCCCCUCCUCGUCUUCAUCAACCCCAAGUCCGGCGGCAGGCAGGGCGAGCGCAUGCUGCGCAAGUUCCAGUACAUACUGAACCCGCGGCAGGUCCAUAACCUGGCGAUCGGCGGACCCAUGCAGGGACUCCAGAUGUUCAAGGACCUCGAGAACUUCAAGGUCAUCUGCUGCGGGGGCGACGGCACCGUCGGCUGGGUGCUCGAGACCAUGGAUCGAGUGCAGUUCGAGCAUCAACCCGCGGUGGCCGUCAUACCCCUCGGAACCGGCAACGACUUGGCCAGAUGCUUGCGCUGGGGCGGCGGCUACGAAGGAGAGGCCAUACACAAAGUUCUCAAGAAAAUCGAGAAAGCCACGCCGGUGAUGAUGGACCGAUGGCAAAUCGAGGUGACGGACCAGUCGGACGAGGAGAAGAAGCCCAACCAGGACAGCAUCCCGUACAACAUAAUCAACAAUUACUUCUCGGUCGGCGUGGACGCGGCCAUCUGCGUCAAGUUUCACCUCGAGCGCGAGAAGAAUCCUGAAAAGUUCAACAGCCGCAUGAAGAACAAGCUCUGGUACUUCGAGUACGCCACGACCGAGCAGUUCGCCGCGAGCUGCAAAAAUCUUCACGAAGACCUCGAAAUUAUCUGUGAUGGCGUUCCCCUGGACUUGGCGCACGGCCCGUCGCUACAGGGCGUUGCCUUGCUCAACAUUCCCUUCACCCACGGAGGUUCGAACCUCUGGGGCGAGCACCACGCGCGACACAGGAUUGGCAAGCGAAAAAAGCGCCCCGACAAGGAACUCAGCACCAGUAGCUUCAACUCCGUCGAUCUCACGGCGGCGAUACAAGACAUAGGAGACAACCUCAUAGAGGUCAUCGGUCUGGAAAAUUGCUUGCACAUGGGCCAAGUAAAAACGGGACUACGCGCCUCCGGAAGGCGAUUGGCCCAGUGCAGCAGCGUCCAGAUUACCACUGCGAAGCGCUUUCCUAUGCAGAUCGACGGUGAACCUUGGAUGCAAGGACCAUGCACGAUUAACAUCACCCAUAAGAAUCAAGUGCCGAUGUUGAUGGCCCCGCCGCCCGAGAAACGGAAAGGCUUCUUCCGGUUUCUCCGCAGGUGAACUCUUCGUAAUCGAAAGAAACACAUCUACGUUUACUUACAGCGUCUAUAUAUACCCACGUAUUGCGGAAGGAUCAAAACGCUUCCUGCCUCCUCCUAGUCCUGUAUACUAUACAUAUUAUAUAGAUAUACAGUUUAAAUUGCGUCACGGCGAUGACACAUUCUUAUUUAACAUCACGGAGCGUCCGACAUCAAGGAAGCGCGAAUCACCCAAACUCGCAAACGGUCUCAACGACUAUGAGAAUUUAUUAUUAUCGCUAUAAAUUUAUUUCAUCGAAUAAAACAGUUUUAGCCAAUCGGUCAACAUUGGUCCAUCGCGAACAGAGGAUAAACAACAAAAACUACACUUUUUCAGUUAUAAGAAUACAGUGCGUAAUACUUAUUAUAUGCGUGUAUAAUAAACUUAAGUGCAAUCGUCGACGAUCUCGCGGAACAAUACGAACUGAAGGAAAAACAUUCAUCGUUAUCAAAAUAUUAAAACACGUUGCGCUGAUAGACCGUCGAUACGUUGUAGAUAUGUCUUCGUGUACAGUAUUUUCAAAACUAUGAUUAUAUUAUACUAACAAUAAUGUCGUUGCGCAGAGCCAUAAAAGCUUAUGGUGCUAAUGACGAAAUAGAACGCUUAUUAACCAUUUAACUAUACAUUAACUAUAUAUAUAUAUAUAUGAAGAAAAGACGUGCAUGGUAUAAAUGAAAGAAUAAUACAACUGUGCAUAUUAUCGUAUCGCGCGAUAUAAAGAUCACGAAUGAAGUGUUCCAAUUCCACAGUUCGGCUUUUUUUUAACUAUAUAUUACGACUAAGACGAACUCAUGUUUAAUUAAUUAAGUACAACACUACUAACCCCUAAUUGUUGCGUAUUAUUAGUUUAUACGUUCGUAAAAGAAAAUCAAUUGUAAAUUUGCUGUUAUCUCGUUUACUUGUUUGCAAGAUAAUUUCAAUAUGAUUUUUAGUCAUUAGUCAUAUAUAUAAUAUAUAAUGACUGUAAUAAUACUUUGAGAAUCCAGUAGCCAGUAGUAGAUAGUCCGGUUUGUCUGAAAUGUGUGCAUAAUUUUUAAGAAAAUAACGAUGCGGAUCAUCAAAUAAAUAAAAUUAUGUAAAUGUUUCUUUAUGUACAUACCUUUAACAUGAUGUAUGAUUCUACAACUAAACCAUUCUAUAGCCGCUAUUCAUGGAUUAAUUAAUUAAACACUUAAUUAUUUAGGUGUGAAAAACGUGUGUGUAAUUAUACAUCAUUUAAGCGGUAAAGUACUUUCUAAAAGACUCCAUGCAAACAAUUGUGAACAUAAUAAAAAAAAUGAAUGUAUGAAUGAUGCGCGUGUACCCCAAGAAAUAACGAAAGGUAAAGAUUGCAGUAAUCAAAGAUAUUCGCAAUUGUCAUUGAAAAAAAAAAGAAAAAGAAAACAUCAAGUAACGUAACUCAAAGUCAAAAAUUUAUUGAAAAAUGUCCUAUCUUUGUAGAUAUAUUAAGGAAGAUCUAGUAGAGUUUGAUUGAAUUUCAUUUUAUUUCGAUAAAGCUUAUUUGAAGUUUUCUUGGCUGUUGCAGUAAUAACGCGUCAAGUCUAGUCUUUUGAGAGUCUCUCUUGAUUACAACAAUGAUAAAUAUAUAUCAUUGUGUGAAAGCACAGGCUAACAUGCAUACAACGUUAUAAACUUUCAGGUUUACAUUUUUCUAUUUACGUUUAAGUCUUUUAAAAGUAUUACACUUUUUUGUUAUAUUAAUUUUAAGAUUUUAUGUACAAUUCAACUACAUCUGCGAUGUUUAGCUUACAUUGUUUAUUUUAUACUUAUAAUUAUUGGUGCAACACAACCAUUAUAGCAUGUCCCUUACUUAUAUGAACACAAAUUUUUUUUACUUUUAAGUUUUGACUUCAACGAUUUUAUAUACUUUCAUUUGAUGUAUUUUAAAAUGUACCCGCGGCGCUUCUGUCAUUUAAUGAGUCUCAAAUGCAUUUUAUUUAUUUGUACAUUUAAUAGUAAUAUAAAAUUUACGAAUAAUAGUAAUAUAAUUGAUAGGUCUAAAAAUUAUUUUCAUUUUUCUUAUUUACUUUCUACUGAACACAGCACUAAGGUUUGUGUUUUCCACUGAAUGUCUGGUCGACUUUUUUGCAUAUUCAUAUGGGUGCUCUGAAACAACAUCUUCUAUAUACUAAUAUUUCAGAGAAAGCUUUAUGGCUAAAACGUAAAAUGAACACCAGUAUGGACCACAAUAUAAGAUGUCAAAUUUUCCGUCCGUCUGAUAGUAGAAAAAAACUACGUAAUUAGCUUGUAAUAAAAUUAUUUCUUCCUAGGAUUGAAUAAUUAUUAAAAAAGACAAAUAAGUAAUAUAGAAUAUAUCAAUAACAUAAAACGUCGAUUUGUUUCUGAGCACUCUCGAGCUUCUGAUGAAAGAUGAUAACAAUUUUUUUAUUCUCGUAUGUACGAAAAUAUUUAUAUUUGAUAAAGCUUAUAGCUUCUAUACCUCGAAGGAUGAAACGUUAAAAAAAGAAUUCAAGAAUUCUAAUAGCGUACAAUACAGCUCAAAAUUAUUGUAUCCGGUCGGGACCAUGUCAUAAUAAGUAUAGUUAAAAUGAAGAUACUACUGUCCUCUCUCUCUCUCUCUCUCUCUCUCUCUCUCUCUCUCUCUCUCUCUCUCUCCCUCUCUAACAUAAUUACUCAAAAUCAGAGUAUGUUCUACUUACUUCAAAUUUAAUUAUACGCGUAACUAAAGAAAAUAUUAGAAGGAUGUUAACUAAAAAGGCAUUUUUUUUUUCUUAAAACAGAUCUCUAUACAAUUGAAACAUUAAACUUUUAGUAAUUUACAAUUUUGGCAAAGGUAUAAGAUUAACUGAGAACCUGAAAUAUUUAUAUAAAGUACUACGCUUAUAUUCAAGGAUAUAACUUUAAGAGAUGUAUAAGAGCUUUAUGGACAAAGUAAUGUAUUAAAUGAUGAUUUGAGUAUAUGUAUAGAUAUAUAGAUAUAUUAUCACUAUUUGAUAGCUAAGCUAAUUUUUAUGAUUUUGAAAAUGUUUUUUUUUGAUUUUAUUAUAAAAUUUGUUUAUAUUUUCUACAUGGGAAAGUAUAAGCUCUAGUUGAUGUCGUAGCGUUUGAAAAAUGAUGGUUAUCGACUUAUUUUAGUUGAUGCAUCAUUUCACAAUCAGCCACAUCAUAAAAAAAUGAUUAAACAUUUUAAUGGCCACGUAUGCAGGGUCAUAUGUUACCUAUAGCGCGCUCGAACUGUACGUAGCGUCGAAAGUUAGUAAGUAAAAACAUGCAACUUUUCUUAGCCAGAACAAAAUAUAACAUUGAAAAGGGUCAUGCUACGCCUUCAAGUUGCCUCGCCAACCUUUAAGUGCAAUGUAUUGUAUUAUUAUUAAACUUAUUGGUGAAAUAUUUUUUUGUCACCAAUCGACGCAGAGACUUGGUGUGCGACAUCCGAAAAUUCGGUGAAUAUAUUUUUUAUGAAACUCAAGUGAUUUUAGAAUCUCGUUGCGGGUUAUAAGGGAAAAUGCAGGCAUGCAAGAAGUCUGUAAUUUUAAUUAAUAUAAUAUUAUCUUAAUAAUACUAUAAACGUCGUGUUUAGUUUCAUGUAUGUAUAUUAUCAUAUGAUAUUUUAAAAUGUUAGCUCAACAAAUGUUUAUCAUGAAAUUUAAAAAAAAAGUAUACUUUAGCAAAGCGUUUAUUAAAAAUAGACAUUAAGUAUUAAUUGCACAUGUAUCUUACUUGCAUAAAGAAAUUAUAAAUGUAAUACUGCCAUGAUUUACUUUGAAUCUGCAUUUAUUUGAUUGAGCACUACUGCCAUUUUUUAAAGUUUAGACAUGUAUAUGUACACUGAUACAAUGAAAACCCUGUUUAUAGUGUAAAUUAAUCAAGAAGCGUAAACUGUAAAUUUACUGUAGAGAUAUAUACAUAUAAUACAAUAAAUGUAGCUAUAAAUGUAAUAUUAUAUUAUAUACAUAUACACUAUGUAAGUGCAUAUAUAUAUAUAUAUGUAUACAUACAUACUAGUGUUAUAUAAUUCACUGUGUACUUUUUUUGACGGCUACGAACGUACGUUUGUUUCUGAUUAGCGAUUCAACUUGAAUGUCAGAAAGUGUAAAUUUACUUUAUCGAAAUCUAAUAAUAAAAAGCUUUCAGAGUUGAUUAUUUGAUUCUUUUGCGACGCAAAUCUAAUCCCGGUGUUACAUUUGAAACCCCUGCAAAAUUGAAAACAAUCCUAAAUUACUUACGCAUAUAUGUAUGUAUACACCUGUGCGGUGAAACCCAAUCAGCGCGCGAGAACUGGUUGGUCUAUUCUCCUUGUCGCGGUUGCUCGAUCGCGUCGUCAUCUUUCGGUGACACUUGGCAGGCGCAACCUUUGAUGCAACUCCGCUGAUGCAAAUUGACUGAUAAAUAGUCAUCUUUAUGUUCGAUUUAUCGCUGAUUAGGGACGACCAUUAGGAAAAAAUCAAGCAGAGAACAGUUUAUAACACGCCCUCUCCAAGACUUUACCUAAUGGGCGUCCUCUUCCCGAGGACGCCCAUUCCCGCGGUGGUAGAUUCUUCAAAUACCUAAUGAAAAACAUAUUUACAAUACAUGGGUUACAUACAAAAUUUAUUAUUAUCAAAAUAAACAUGCAAACGUAGAAUAGUGUACACUAUUAUACCGAUAAAUAAUAUUAUAAAACAUGAAAUAAAUAAAAAGAAAUUACAUUCAAUCAGGCAUACAAACAGUAAAUAACAUAUAAUAUAAAGGAAAACUGAAACAAAUAAAAAUAUACAAUGUCAGCAAUAAUGAUUUUAUUAGGGGAAUAUAACAUUACUUAAUUGGGCAAUGGCAUUAAAAAAAAAUGGUAGGAAAAACUGAAACAAACAAACAUAAACAUUGUCAGUAUUAAGGAAUUUAUUUGGGGAACAUAACAUUUUUUUAUUGGGCAAUGACAUUAAAUAAAAUAUAAUGGUAGGGAAAACUGAAACAAACAAACAUAUACAUUGUUAGUAUUAAUGAUUAUAUUUAGGGAACAUAAUAUUAUUAUGCCUGCAGGCAUUAAAUAGAAUAUAAUAAGUAAAAAAUAAGUUCUGGACGGGAGGGGGGGGGGAAGACGUCUGCUACCACGCGACGUUGUAGAGCCGGCUGAGCUGGACUGCCGGGGUCAGGAAGAGCCGCACCUGAAACAGAAAAAAAAGUGCAUUAAAAAUGAAAAAAUGAUUGGGGGUCUAAUUCAGGAGAAUGGGAAAGUGGGAUAAUAAACCAACAAUAAAAAAUGACUCUAAGUUAAAAAAUGACGCUAAAUUAAAAAAAAAAAAACAAAGUGAAGCAUCGUCAAGGUGACAGACGAUCCGACGAACUGACUUGUGUACCUUCCAAAUCGGCGAGGAACAACUCCUAUGCAGGAUUCUUAGAUCCACGCCGAAGCGUGACAACCCACCGGUGGCUGAACCCCAUUGCCAAAAUGAAAAGUCCACCGCCGGCUCACAGAAAGCCUGAGCAGCUUGACGAUGCAUUUUGGAAUGUGUUGGUUUAUCAUACCACCGAUGUGAAAAUGGAAAUGAAAUGAAAUGAAAAAUGAAAUGAAAUGAAAUGAAAUGAAAUGUAAUGAAAAUGAAUGAAAAUGAAUGAAAAUGAAUGAAAAUGAAUGAAAAUGGGUGAAUCGGAAAGUGGGAUAAUAUACCAACAAUAAAAAAAUGACUCUAAAUUGAAAAAUGACUCUAAAUUGAAAAAUGACUCUAAAUUAAAAAAAAAAAAACAAAUUAAAGCAUCGUCAAGAUGACAGACGAUCUGACGAACUGACUAGUGUACCUUCCAAAUCGGCGAGGAACAACUCCUAUGCAGGAUUCUUAGAUCCACGCCGAAGCGUGACAACCCACCGGUGGCUGAACCCCAUUGCCAAAAUGAAAAGUCCACCGCCGGCUCACAGAAAGCCUGAGCAGCUUGACGAUGCAUUUUGGAAUAUGUUGGUUUAUCAUACCACCGAUGUGAAAAUGGAAAUGAAAAAUGAAAUGAAAUGUAAUGAAAAUGAAUGAAAAUGAAUGAAAAUGAAUGAAAAUGGGUGAAUCUACUCAGGUUCGGCGAGGGGGAGGGGUGAAGGCAACUUCGCGACGUAGCAGAAAUCCGUGGGAGAGCCGCACCUGAAACAAAAAAAAAACAAAACAAAAAACAUGGGAAAAAUAAUUGGGGAACUGAUUCUCGAGAAUCUAAAAGUAAAAAAAGAAAGGGGUAUUAAAUGAAAUGGAAUUAUACUAGAGGGGGAGGGGGGGGGGGAGUAUCUGCAACCUCGCGAAGUCGCAGACUGAGUCGGGGGGGACGGGGCUCGGGAGUGGGGAGCUCCUUCCAGUCCCGAGCCCCGGUUCCGACUGAGCCAGACUGCCAGCCGAGGGCUCCUUAUAUACCCUCGGUGAUGGCUUGGCGGGGUUCGGGAGUGGGGAGCUCUUCCCACUGCCGAGCCCCAGAGCCGACUGAGCCAGACCACCGGCUCUGCGCUCCUUUUAUACCCUCGGUGAUGGCUGGGCUAGGGUGGGGGAGUGGGGGGAGUUUCUCCCACUACCGAGCUCCAGAGCCGACUGAGCUGGACCGUUGGUUUGAUCUUCUUUUUUAGUCGCGCGGAGACGGCGAGGUCCGAGCUUAUAGCUUCUAUACCUCGAAGGAUGAAACGUUAAAAAAAGAAUUCAAGAAUUCUAAUAGCGUACAAUACAGCUCAAAAUUAUUGUAUCCUGUCGGGACCAUGUCAUAAUAAGUAUAGUUAAAAUGAAGAUACUACUGUCCUCUCUCUCUCUCUCUCUCCCUCUCUAACAUAAUUACUCAAAUUCAGAGUAUGUUCUACUUACUUCAAAUUUAAUUAUACGCGUAACUAAAGAAAAUAUUAGAAGGAUGUUAACUAAAAAGGCAUUUUUUUUUCUUAAAACAGAUCUCUGUACAAUUGAAACAUUAAACUUUUAGUAAUUUACAAUUUUGGCAAAGGUAUAAGAUUAACUGAGAACCUGAAAUAUUUAUAUAAAGUACUACGCUUAUAUUCAAGGAUAUAACUUUAAGAGAUGUAUAAGAGCUUUAUGGACAAAGUAAUGUAUUAAAUGAUGAUUUGAGUAUAUGUAUAGAUAUAUAGAUAUAUUAUCACUAUUUGAUAGCUAAGCUAAUUUUUAUGAUUUUGAAAAUGUUUUUUUUUGAUUUUAUUAUAAAAUUUGUUUAUAUUUUCUACAUGGGAAAGUAUAAGCUCUAGUUGAUGUCGUAGCGUUUGAAAAAUGAUGGUUAUCGACUUAUUUUAGUUGAUGCAUCAUUUCACAAUCAGCCACAUCAUAAAAAAAUGAUUAAACAUUUUAAUGGCCACGUAUGCAGGGUCAUAUGUUACCUAUAGCGCGCUCGAACUGUACGUAGCGUCGAAAGUUAGUAAGUAAAAACAUGCAACUUUUCUUAGCCAGAACAAAAUAUAACAUUGAAAAGGGUCAUGCUACGCCUUCAAGUUGCCUCGCCAACCUUUAAGUGCAAUGUAUUGUAUUAUUAUUAAACUUAUUGGUGAAAUAUUUUUUUGUCACCAAUCGACGCAGAGACUUGGUGUGCGACAUCCGAAAAUUCGGUGAAUAUAUUUUUUAUGAAACUCAAGUGAUUUUAGAAUCUCGUUGCGGGUUAUAAGGGAAAAUGCAGGCAUGCAAGAAGUCUGUAAUUUUAAUUAAUAUAAUAUUAUCUUAAUAAUACUAUAAACGUCGUGUUUAGUUUCAUGUAUGUAUAUUAUCAUAUGAUAUUUUAAAAUGUUAGCUCAACAAAUGUUUAUCAUGAAAUUUAAAAAAAAAGUAUACUUUAGCAAAGCGUUUAUUAAAAAUAGACAUUAAGUAUUAAUUGCACAUGUAUCUUACUUGCAUAAAGAAAUUAUAAAUGUAAUACUGCCAUGAUUUACUUUGAAUCUGCAUUUAUUUGAUUGAGCACUACUGCCAUUUUUUAAAGUUUAGACAUGUAUAUGUACACUGAUACAAUGAAAACCCUGUUUAUAGUGUAAAUUAAUCAAGAAGCGUAAACUGUAAAUUUACUGUAGAGAUAUAUACAUAUAAUACAAUAAAUGUAGCUAUAAAUGUAAUAUUAUAUUAUAUACAUAUACACUAUGUAAGUGCAUAUAUAUAUAUAUGUAUACAUACAUACUAGUGUUAUAUAAUUCACUGUGUACUUUUUUUGACGGCUACGAACGUACGUUUGUUUCUGAUUAGCGAUUCAACUUGAAUGUCAGAAAGUGUAAAUUUACUUUAUCGAAAUCUAAUAAUAAAAAGCUUUCAGAGUU
This is a messenger RNA of Nasonia vitripennis (jewel wasp), 11996 nucleotides long. RefSeq names its product diacylglycerol kinase 1 (gene Dgk). Gene Ontology annotation, biological process: lipid phosphorylation; diacylglycerol metabolic process; intracellular signal transduction. The record is from RefSeq and is a predicted model, not a curated record. The transcript has 15 exons. Lineage: Eukaryota; Metazoa; Arthropoda; Insecta; Hymenoptera; Pteromalidae. Gene Ontology annotation, cellular component: plasma membrane. The coding region runs from base 1016 to 3781 and encodes 921 amino acids. Gene Ontology annotation, molecular function: ATP-dependent diacylglycerol kinase activity; calcium ion binding.